Molecule: messenger RNA, 729 nt
Organism: Serpula lacrymans var. lacrymans S7.9
Lineage: Eukaryota; Fungi; Basidiomycota; Agaricomycetes; Boletales; Serpulaceae
Exons: 2
Coding region: 1-729 (242 amino acids)
Source: RefSeq, a predicted model, not a curated record
AUGCGGUAUGCAAGGACUUCGUUGAUGGUCAGUGCUGAGCUUACAGGGAUUUUAAAGCGGUGGCACAAACUCCCACGCACAAAAGGGACUCACAAUUCUCGUGCUAAUGGAGCACAACUGGUGCUUGAAGAAUUUUCCUUGUCAUGUGUUGCAGACGUACUUGAGGCUGAGCUGGAAUCCAUCAAGGACAUGUGCUAUUGUCCCCCAGAGGAUGUUUUGGAAGAAGGCCUGACAAGCCUUUACAUUGAAGACAUAUUGUUGAAACUGCGUAGUCCUGGUUUUGGAGGCACCCCAAAAUUCUGGGCCUUGCUUCAGCGACUCAACAAAACAGCUGUGCAAGAGAAACAAAACACUUUGAAGAAUCCUGACUUGGAGUAUCGAGCAGCUGGACGGAAGGUUCCACUCACAGUGCAAGGCAUCCUACUCCUUGAACAGGUUGCAGCCUCUUCUCGCCAUUCCCGUGAUCUCUACCAUGUUCUUCAGUGGCUCAUUACUUCACCAAAAUUUUCUUUUGAAACAUACCAACACUGCAAUGAUUCAGUGUUCAACCCACCUGCUCCUGUCCAAAGACUACCAUCAGGCCAGCAAUAUAUCACAAAGCAGUACAUGCUGGGAACAGUACAUAUUGAAGAAGCCAGCUACAAAGGCAAUGAGAUGCUUUUGGGCGAGUGGUUUUCCCAGCUUCAGCUGGACUCUGUUGACAAACAAAAGAAGACUGGUCUUGAAUGA